Messenger RNA from Peronospora matthiolae, 426 nucleotides. Lineage: Eukaryota; Oomycota; Peronosporomycetes; Peronosporales; Peronosporaceae. The record is from the annotation of a GenBank genome assembly.
AUGCGUAAUCGGAGCGUCCAUGUGCUCUUUUCUGACGGAGGCUCGCGUGGGUAUCCGGGCCCAGGAGGGUCCGGUUCGGUCCUGGUGCGCGUUGACAUGGACACGCGAGCUGCAGAGAUUAUCUGGGCGGUAAGCAUGUCUCAUGCUCAGAUUGACACAUCCAACAACAUGGCGGAGCACUGGGGGAUCAUCCAUAUUCUCCGGCGGGCUGAGGCUGAGCCUCUAACUCCUUUGUAUGUGAUAGGUGAUAGCUUUCUGAUUAUCGAGCAAAUGCGGCGGCAUCAACCGCCUCACCAACCCCGACUUCGGCAACUUUGUCUGAGGGCGAGGCCAUGCUCAAACAGCCUCGAGAUUUGCGGCUGGACUCAUCACUUCCGAGCACACAACAAGAUGGCAGACUUGGUGACCACAGGCGAGCGCUACUGA